Molecule: messenger RNA, 1911 nt
Organism: Daldinia caldariorum
Lineage: Eukaryota; Fungi; Ascomycota; Sordariomycetes; Xylariales; Hypoxylaceae
Exons: 1
Coding region: 366-1826 (486 amino acids)
Source: RefSeq, a predicted model, not a curated record
UUUGAAGUAUGUGUUGACAAUGACAUAGAAUGCUGCUUGUCUUGAAGCCAUAAUUAAAUUGUUCGCGAUGAUAUCCUUUGUCUUGAAGUUGAUUUUACCAGAGAGAAAAGGAUUUAUGUCACUACUCAAAGAGUUGAAAUAUGAUGUUUGUUCCUACUGUUUAUCGAGACAUGCAUCUACGAGUACGAAUAUAUAAGCCAGUCGGAUCUACGAGGUCUUUUUUGCAAUAAGAUUACUUCUCUAGAUAACCUGUGUAUCGAUCAAUUGACCUUGGCGCAUCAUCUUCUUUGCAAUACCUUUACUCAAUUUCAAACUAUACCUAUUCACACAUUCUAUCACCUAAUAUUUAAACGAUUUAUAUCACGAUGGGGCUGAGCACUAAAGCUAGUCAGAAGCUUAUUGACGACCUAGGUUUGAAUUGGUCGCCACGCCAGAGAGACAAGUACCUUGCUAACAUCAAGGUCGUUGACCUGCCACGACUCAGCCAGGAAUAUCCGCCAAAUGAAUGUUUUAUGGUGGAGACCCCCGAGACGACAAAACAAUGGGAGGAGAAUUGGAAAGAUCAGCUGGAACGUCCGGAGCUUGACUUCUGUGUGCCCUAUGAAGUCUUGAACCUCGAUUACACACGCAUGAGGCAUAUCAUCCAACAAGACGAGAGCGUCAUUUUCCGUGACCUCGAUUCCAAGGAGAUUGUUCUUGUGGUGCUUCGUGACUUCGUGCCCGACGAGGACCUGAGGAAGAAAAUGGAAGGCGUGUGCCAGAAAGCUUCAUCGCAUUUUGUGUGCACAGGGCGCCCGGGCCCGGGAAGCAUCUGCUACUUCGGGUACGAUUGCGGCAUCUCGUCUGAACACCACAUGAAGCUCCUCGGAGAGCGGCAGAGACUGGAAAAGGACGGCGAGUCAACGCCUGAGAUGGAAAGAGAUAACGAAGCACAGGGCAUGGCUGGGAUCGUCUGGAACCUGAUGAAAUCCAAGUUCCCUCCCGAGAUUACCGCCGAUUUCAACGACACUAUUCGAAAAUGCGACUUGCCCCGAAUGGACAAGAUGAAGGAUGACGAAUCGUUCACGUUCGAGGUAGGCGGCGAGGCUGUCACUUUUGAGACGGGUGAGAACGGGCUGGAACUGCCGCCACCAUCAGCCGAGGCAAUUGUUAAUUAUGCCAGCAUCACCGAGCGCAAAGACUGGUUCGCCAACUCCUUCGUCGCUUCUUACACCGCUACCGCCCCUGACGACCACACCAAGGGAGGCAACUUCUACCUGGCGUCGUACGGCAUCUUGGUGCUUGCCGCUUCUAACACGGCGACCGCGUGGCGUUAUUUGGACUUCCACGGCACUACGCUCUACGAGGUGAAGCCGGAACCCGAUGAGCGACCAGGCAAUGAGGCUCGUAAGGACGGGGGUUUGAAUACGGGUUUUAGUUUCGACAUUGCGAUCGGGCUCAGGGUGCUCCGGAAGGAGUGUCCCUUGAUUGUCGAACGCCGAAGAGGGAGGGUAACCAAGGCGACUUCGCCGAAAGCGGGUUUGCCAGAGACUCAGGCGACGGCUCCUUUGUACCAGUAUGGACUGCGUCCAAGAACUAGUAUCCCGAACUAUUAUGAGAGCGAGUUGGAACCAUUCACAGACACCGAGUCUACAGCUGUGGGGUCUGGCGAAUUUGGCUUGAAAUCCGAGUAUCAAACCGAGACUGAAACCGAUUGGACCGAGACCGAAACUGAAACCGAAACCGAGACCAGAGUCGGAAGCGGAAGCCUAACUGGUCCUCAAUCAGAGUUCUCUCCCAUCUACCAGGCCUAUGGAACAGUCUCGAAUCUUCCCAAACUUUCGUAAGAAAAUUUACCAAGCCAUUACAAACCCAAUAAAAUAGAAAAAAAAAGUUUUAUUCUUCGCUCAAUAGAUAUCUAGAAUACCUAAU